CCCGGUGCUCUGUGCAAGGUUUGCGGCGAUCGGGCCUCGGGCAAACACUACGGUGUGCCGUCCUGCGAUGGAUGCCGUGGUUUCUUCAAGCGCAGCAUCCGCAGAAAUCUCGAGUACGUGUGCAAAGAGGGCGGCAAGUGUGUGGUGGACGUUUCGCGACGCAACCAAUGCCAGGCGUGCCGAUUUGCCAAGUGUCUGCAGGCCAACAUGCGCCGAGAAGCCGUCCAACAUGAGCGAGCACCCCGGAACUGUACUCCGCUGACUGCGACCGUAAGUGGUCUCUCCGCACAUGGCGAUUACUACGCAGCCCGGACGUCCUUCGCCGCCCUGCCCCAGGCCAACCUAUUCUUCCCACUUCCACUGCAUAUCACAGCGACAGCGGCUUCCGGACCAUUUGCGCCCAUCGCCGAUCCGGGCCGUUUUCUUUCGCCAUACGCAGCCCAGUCACUCGCAGCUGCCGCGGCCAAUUCCACCAGCUUUGAUCACUUUCCACCGCCAAUACCACCACCACCACCACCGGCACCAGCCACGACACGAAGGACGUCUCCGACGGCUUUUCAACCAACGUCCACCGGUUUAGCGCCGGGUUCGGGACUGGUGCAAGUGCCAGUGCCUCUGCCAGCUUCAACGGCGGUCUCUAAAGCGAACCUGGUGAGCGAGGGAAGCCAGAUGGCCACCACAAUCACGGAAUCCAUGUUCAACAGCAUCACGGGAGACUCGCUGGUUCUUCCGCCACCGCCACCAAUCCACUCGAUCAGUUCGAUUCUAAGUCUCAGCUCGGCAAAAGAGAACGAAGUCAGCAGCACGGGUGAAGAAAGUCCUCCCCGUGGCUCGAGUGGCCAGCAACAGCAACAGCAGCAGCAGCAACAGCAGUACCAUCAUUCGGUAUUGUUUGGCCAACCGGGCAGUAUCACCGGUUCGAUGCACGCCGUCAAGAGCGAAACGGAUAUGCUGCUAGAGUCUGCCGCUAAGCUGCUGUUUCUGGCAGUGAAGUGGGCGAAAACGGUGCCCUCGUUCCUGCAGCUGCCAGUCAACGAUCAAAAACUGCUGCUAGAGGAGGCAUGGGCCGAACUGUUCGUAAUCACUGCGGCACAGUGGGGAUUGCCGAUCGACAAUGAAUUCAUUGCGCGGAAUCCACAGGCCGUGAAGCUGCAGAGCGCCAUCCAGCAGUUCGGCAUCGCACGGGUGGACUAUCGCGAGGCGGCCUGCCUGAAAGCGCUGGUACUGUUCCGACCGGAUCAACCCCGCCUAUACGCUGCGCACGAGGUUUUGCUGCUUCAAGACCAAACCGUUGCACUGCUGCACGAAAAGUGCGGCGGCGUAAGGUUGGGCCAUCUGCUGCUACUUCUGCCGGCCAUUAAGGCGGCGGCCAAUGCGAAGGUACUGCAGGAGAUGCUGUUUCGCAAAACGGUCGGUGAAGUGGCGAUCGAGCGUCUGCUGCUGGAUCUCAUGAAAACAUAACACAUGGUGCGAUAGUUUACUCUUAAAUGUAGCUUUUAGCGGAUGUAGUACCGGUAUGGGUGGAUUAGAAAAUGUCGUAGAAUUAGUGCCCUUUCGUGUUAGAUGGAGUUGUGUUAGUGUGUUCCUUAGAAAUAAAGUAAGUGACCGUGUACAGAACUUCUAAAGUGCAGUUCAUGUGUAUGAAAACAGGAAAUAAAAACCU
Molecule: messenger RNA, 1663 nt
Organism: Anopheles merus
Lineage: Eukaryota; Metazoa; Arthropoda; Insecta; Diptera; Culicidae
Product: nuclear receptor subfamily 2 group E member 1-like
Exons: 4
Biological process (GO): anatomical structure development; cell differentiation; regulation of transcription by RNA polymerase II
Molecular function (GO): zinc ion binding; nuclear receptor activity; RNA polymerase II cis-regulatory region sequence-specific DNA binding
Source: RefSeq, a predicted model, not a curated record